CCCUUUGCGGCUUCUUGAGACCCCAUCGUCACGCCUCCUCACAGCGCAGACGCAGAGGUGAUCCAAAGGGGAGGAGAGAGUCGCCCACCACCACCACCACCACCACCACCACCAUUAAUCUCGAUCCCUGCUCAGGAAUGCAAGUGUGAGCUAGCUAGGCUGCACAUGCACUGUGCUGCGCUAGUCAACAAUACACUUCUCUUUCCGCCACUAGUACAGUCACCAAGUACUCCACUCCACCAACCGCCGCCGCCGGUCGACCGGAGAUGCAGCCGGCCUGCGCGCGCUCCGCCGCGCUGCUCGCCGCCUUGGUCGUCGUGCUGGCUUAUUCAGCCGUGAGCUGCCGCGGUCAGCUGGCUAACAACUACUACGCCGGCAAGUGCGGCAACUCCAGCGUGGAGGACAUCAUCCACGACGCCGUCAAGGCCCGCCUCGCGUGGGACAAGAGGAUGGUCGCCGGCCUCCUCCACCUGCAGUUCCACGACUGCUUCGUCGCUGGGUGCGACGCGUCGAUCCUGCUGGACGGGCCAAAUACGGAGAAGACAGCGCCGGAGAACAGUGGCAUCUUCGGCUACGACUUCAUCGACGACGUCAAGACGGCGCUGGAGAGAGUAUGCCCCGGCGUCGUCUCCUGUGCUGACAUCAUCAUCGCCGCGACAAGGGACGCCGUUGGCAUGUGCGGAGGGCCGAGCUACCAAGUACAACUGGGCAGAAGAGACGGCAUGGUGUCACAAGCGUCAAUGGCGAGCAUUCUGCCGGGCCCCAACGUCGACGUCCCCACCGCUAUCGAUCUAUUCGGACGGAAGGGCAUCAACGCCCUCGAGAUGGUCAGCCUAAUGGGCGCGCACACAGUGGGGGUGACACACUGCUCCGUGAUCCACAACCGGCUGUUCGACUACAAAGGCACUGGCUUGCCGGACCCGGCCAUGGACCCGAUGUACGUGUGGAUCCUGACGACGUACGCGUGCCCUAAGGGCCAGGCCUUCGACAACAUCGUCUACCUGGACGACCCCUCCAGCAUCCUCCUCGUCGACAAGAGCUACUACUCGCAAAUCAUGAAGCGCCAUGGCGUGCUGUCCGUGGACCAGGCUCUCGGCGACCACAACGCCACCGCGUGGAUGGUGAACUUCCUCGCCACCACCGACUUCUUCCCCUCCAUGUUCAGCCACGCGCUCAACAAGCUCGCCGCACUCGACGUCCUGACCGGCACCGCCGGCGAGAUCAGGAAAAACUGCCGGAGGACCAACUGAUGGAUGGAUCGAUCUGCCAAUCAAUUGAUUGAUUGAUACACAAAAUUAGGUUAAUUUUUACCAGCAGCUAGCUAGCUAGCUAGACGAGCUGCUGCUGCGAGAAACAGAGAAAGAAAAAAAAAAAGAGAAAAGGAAUUGAGGAAACAUAUAUAUAUACGCGGCCGGCGACCAAAGGAUCGAUGAAUGAGGGAGCAUUACCAUCAGAGAUAGCAUAUGGUUUUACCAUAUAGCUAGUUAAUUGGAGUAAAGAUUCAAUUUACUGGAGUAGUACAAGGAUCAUUUUUUUUCGUGUCUGUACGCUGAUUCUUUUGUACGUGGCCGGAGUAUAAAAAUAAACGUUCCAUGCAUAUA
Molecule: messenger RNA, 1601 nt
Organism: Sorghum bicolor (sorghum)
Lineage: Eukaryota; Viridiplantae; Streptophyta; Magnoliopsida; Poales; Poaceae
Product: peroxidase 57
Exons: 4
Coding region: 267-1250 (327 amino acids)
Biological process (GO): hydrogen peroxide catabolic process; response to oxidative stress
Cellular component (GO): plant-type cell wall; plasmodesma
Molecular function (GO): peroxidase activity; heme binding
Source: RefSeq, a predicted model, not a curated record